AUGAAGACCACCUUCACCUUGAUUGCCUCGGCCUUGGCCGCCACCUCUGUCCGAGCCAACUUGUUCGUCCUCGGAGACUUUGAAAUCCUCGACCCCUUCUCCAGCGGCCUGGACACCCAGCCCGAAGUAUGGUACAGUGAGGGCACGAGCGUCAACCCUUCGAUCGGUCCCACUGCGAUUGGCAGUGCGACCAGCAACGGUGGCAACGGGCAGCUCUGCGCGGGCCAAAGCUGCCCCAUGUCCUUCUCCGUCGGCCAGUGCUCCGGAACGGUCAACGGCCCCUCCGGCAGCGGCUAUGCCAUCAACAUUCAGGGACCGGGCUUCAACACCCCCAACCUGUUCUGCGGCCCAAACACGGGCUAUACCUCGGGCAGCAUCGGUGAUAUUGGACGCAUCCAGAGCUGGUUCUCUUGCGACCUUGGCGACGGCACUUGUUAG
This is a messenger RNA of Trichoderma citrinoviride, 438 nucleotides long. RefSeq lists its product as hypothetical. The coding region runs from base 1 to 438 and encodes 145 amino acids. The transcript has a single exon. The record is from RefSeq and is a predicted model, not a curated record. NCBI's taxonomy places the organism in Eukaryota, Fungi, Ascomycota, Sordariomycetes, Hypocreales, Hypocreaceae.